Molecule: messenger RNA, 846 nt
Organism: Elephantulus edwardii (Cape elephant shrew)
Lineage: Eukaryota; Metazoa; Chordata; Mammalia; Macroscelidea; Macroscelididae
Gene: AQP8
Product: aquaporin 8
Exons: 6
Coding region: 1-846 (281 amino acids)
Biological process (GO): water transport; transmembrane transport
Cellular component (GO): plasma membrane
Molecular function (GO): water channel activity
Source: RefSeq, a predicted model, not a curated record
AUGGAGUGCUAUCACGCUAAUACCCAUUUCACAGAUGUUGACACUAAGCUACAGAGAGAUAAUGAAGCAGGCGCAUCCAUUUGUGAGUCUGGAUUUGACAGUGGCCAAACGAAGGAGCAGGACAUGAGUCGUCGGUGUCAGGCGCCCUGGUACGAGCGAUUCGUGCAGCCCUGUCUGGUAGAGCUGCUGGGCUCAGCCCUCUUCAUCUUCAUCGGGUGCCUGUCCGUUAUCCAGGCUGAUGCGUACACUGGAGUGCUGGGGCCGGCGCUGGCCCACGGGCUGGCGUUGGGCCUCAUCAUCGCCACGCUGGGCAAUAUUAGUGGCGGUCACUUCAACCCUGCAGUGUCCCUGGCGGCUAUGCUGAGUGGAGGACUCAACCUGGUGCUGCUUCUUCCCUAUUGGAUCUCCCAGCUCUGUGGGGGACUGAUAGGGGCUGCUUUGGCCAAGGCAGUGAGUAGCGAGGAAAGUUUUCGGAACACUUCGGGGGCAGCCUUUGUGACAGUCCAGGAGCAAAGGCAGGUGGCAGGGGCUGUGGUGGCAGAGCUCAUCAUGACAACACUUCUGGCUCUGGCUGUGUGCAUGGGCGCCAUCAACGAGAAGACCAAGGGCCCUCUGGCCCCUUUCUCCAUCGGCUUCUCUGUCAUCGUGGAUAUCCUGGCUGGGGGCGCCGUGUCUGGAGCCUGCAUGAACCCUGCUCGUGCCUUUGGACCUGCCGUGGUUGCCAACUACUGGGACUAUCACUGGAUCUACUGGGUGGGCCCGCUCUUGGCCGGCCUGUUUGUAGGAUUUAUCAUCAGGUUCUUCAUUGGAGAUGAGAAAACUCGUCUAAUCCUAAAAGGACGGUGA